Molecule: messenger RNA, 861 nt
Organism: Chrysochloris asiatica (Cape golden mole)
Lineage: Eukaryota; Metazoa; Chordata; Mammalia; Afrosoricida; Chrysochloridae
Product: syntaxin-binding protein 6-like
Exons: 5
Coding region: 13-645 (210 amino acids)
Biological process (GO): exocytosis; regulation of SNARE complex assembly; Golgi to plasma membrane transport
Cellular component (GO): plasma membrane; exocyst
Molecular function (GO): phosphatidylinositol-4,5-bisphosphate binding
Source: RefSeq, a predicted model, not a curated record
ACUUAUUCUACAAUGAGUGCCAAAUCUACCAUCAGUAAGGAGAUUUUUGCACCUCUUGAUGAAAGGAUGCUGGGAGCUGUCCAAGUCAAGAGGAGGACAAAGAAAAAGAUUCCUUUCCUAGCAACUGGAGGUCAAGGCGAAUAUUUAACUUAUAUCUGUCUGUCAGUGACAAACAAGAAACCUACACAAGCAUCCAUCACGAAGGUCAAACAGUUUGAAGGCUCCACGUCUUUUGUUCGGAGAUCACAGUGGAUGCUUGAGCAGCUUCGCCAGGUUAAUGGUAUCGAUCCUAAUCGGGAUUCUGCAGAGUUUGAUUUGUUGUUUGAAAAUAGUUUUGAUCAGUGGGUAGCCAGCACAGCCUCAGAAAAAUGCACCUUCUUCCAGAUCCUCCACCAUACCUGCCAGCGGUACCUCACGGACAGGAAGCCAGAAUUUAUCAACUGCCAAUCCAAAAUCAUGGGAGGAAACAGCAUCCUCCAUUCGGCCGCUGACAGUGUGACCAGCGCAGUACAAAAGGCAAGCCAGGCCUUGAAUGAGCGUGGGGAGCGGUUAGGCCGAGCAGAGGAGAAGACAGAAGACAUGAAGAACAGUGCCCAGCAGUUUGCAGAAACUGCACACAAGCUUGCCAUGAAGCACAAAUGUUGAGAAACUGCCUAAGCUGGUGAUCCCUUAGGAGGAAUAGAAGAGUUUGUUCAGCAGUUUUUACAAGAAUUCUGGACCUCUGCUUGCUUCUUUUUUCCAACUUAUGGACAUUGAAGUUUUUUGGUUUUCUUUUUCAAAUGUUAAUACAAAAGAAAAAAAGUUGUGUUUAUACAUUUUCCUAAUGAUCUUGCUAAAAAUGCUACAUUCCCAUUAGCUUCA